This is a messenger RNA of Python bivittatus (Burmese python), 2958 nucleotides long. The record is from RefSeq and is a predicted model, not a curated record. NCBI's taxonomy places the organism in Eukaryota, Metazoa, Chordata, Lepidosauria, Squamata, Pythonidae.
UCCCCCUCCCUUCCAGAAUAAUGAUCCUGCUAAGUUCCAACAGCAGCACAUCUUGAGGUCAAAUUCUCGCCCCCGCUUCCCUUUUUGGUUGUGAGCUUUGCUCUCACCCGUUUCGCAGCUGCUUCUGCCUCCACCUAGAAGGGCUUCAGCUCAUGCAAAAGUUCUAACAAUGGUUUGCCGUUCAACUGGCAUCCACAGAUCCCUUUAAGGGACAAUGGUGGAGGUCCCAGAGGCCAACGCUGCCUCUUCCAGGGUCUGCUCUGAGAUCAGACCCUGUAAGCCAUGAUACCCUUCAGAGGAGAAUGUGAAACAAACCAGUGGGGACAGGGGUUAAUCAUGGUUUAUUGCUUACUCUGUUCUGUGAGUCAGGUAACUGUGGCUUGUUGAACAAACCACAGCUAAACCAUAACUUAGUGAUAGCAUCCCUGAGUACAUGGAGACUGUCCUUCCCAACAAAUUCUGCCUUUCAGGCUGAAGAGAGUCCAACGGUUACAGUCCCAGUCCAGAGGCAAGAGCAAUAGCAAAUGCUGUUAUUGAGCAAAAGUCCUCUUAGCCGGUGGGAAAUGCAGCUGAUCCGCGAGGUGAAAGGCGGUGGAGCUCCCCACCCCAAAGCAGCUGUUCCCACAAGAGGCGCUUCUCCCCCCCCCCGAGGGCAGAUGUUCCCCCGGCCGGUCCGCAGCCCUGAGUCCCCUCCUCCUCCUGCCUUUCAGAUCAUCAAGGAGAUCAGCACCCUCUUCCCCUUCUUCAGAGAAGGCUACCAGGGCUGGAAGGACUCCAUCCGCCACAACCUCUCUGCCAACGACUGCUUCCGCAAGGUACUGAAAGACCCCACCAAGCCCAAGGCCAAGGGGAAUUUCUGGACCGUCGAUGUGGACCUCAUUCCCCCGGAGGCUCUCAAGCUGCAGAACACGCCCGUCUCCCGACAAGAGGAGCGAACCUUCACGGUUGACCUGGCUCCCUUUGUGUACCACGGCUGGACUUUCAACGCCCCCCAGCCUCCCCUUAAUGUGGCUGCCCCAGAGGGCAGGGGGUUUCCGAGCAGUGAAGGGGCCCGGCAGAGCAGCCCCUUCAGCAUUGACACCUUGCUUCAUGACUUCCAGGAUGUGGGUCUCUCGGGGAAAGCGCGGGCAGACGUGGCACCACCGCAGAGUCCGACAGCUGGCUCAGAAUCCUGGGGCACAAUCCCUAUCUUCCGUGUCUCCUCUGGAGCCCGAGUCCUCCCCUGGCAGCCUCCGUGCCCUCUGCCCAUGCUCUGCUCCCUCUCUUCCUCCAGCAGCCGCUCCUCCCUCAGCUCCUUGUCCCCCACAAGGGAGGAGCCAAAGAAGGGGACUGGUUCCUCUACUUUGGCCAAGCGCCCCAGAGUCAUCUGCCCAGCCCCCGAGAGCAGUGGCUCCGACUCCAGGGAAGACACCCCACCUCCUCCUGCCCCAUGCUGGGAGCAGCUCCCCACUUCAUAUACUCCAUGUGUGGCUCCCAACGUAGUGGUAGCACCCCCAAGCCACACCCUACCCUUCUCAGCCUUUCCCUCCUACAGCCCCACACCUUUUGCACACCCAGCCUACUGGGAGCUGAUGCCAGGGCCCUCCCUGAGUCCAAUCGCUUCCUCCAGAGUCUGCUUGGACCUGGACGAAGCGAUGCCUCCCAACAAGACCGUGUUUGAUGCUUGGAUGAGCCACCCCAUGGACAUUGUCCACCCAGCUCUUCCCAGGACAGGCCUUUCCUCCAGGAGCUCAGUGCUCACCCACUACAGCCUCUCCUGAGAACAGCCUUUGGCAAGGGAGUAAGGUGGCCGGUUAGGCAUGUCAGCCAUGCUUUCUGUCCAGGGAUGACCACAGUCACCACCACCACCACCACCACCUUGUCCUAUGACAAGCCUUUCUUGUAGACCUUGUCAGCAUCUCCAGAAGACAACACAACAGUCCCAUAACCAACCACCCAGUGAAGAACCAAACAGGAGCAAACCAUCCAGGGGAAAAGCAGCUGUCUGCCCUUUUGACCAUUAGGGACCUCUUAUCCUUUUGAGUAGAUGGGGUCUCCCAUAAGAAAUGAGAGAGGGGGAAUCUGCCAAGCCAGGUCCUGAGCGCCAUCAUGAAGCCAAAGGGCACAGGGAGGAUGAGAGCUGGGGAGCCCUUGGUGCUCUCUGAGCUUGGCUGUUUGCUUGCAGACAUUGCACUACCCGACUAGAUCGCGUCGCCAGCGCAAUCAUGUGAGUCUCUGAUGAUGUUGCCUACUUGGGUAAUGGAUAAAGAAAUGUCCUCAAGCCAACUCCAUAGUUCAACCCUGAGCUACAUGUAUUCUCUUCUAUGGGGUGAAAGCUGGCCCCGCUCUUCUGAGUCCUUGCUUGAGGCUGAAGAUUGAGAAAUGGACCAAAUAAGUCAGGGUGGGAAGCAGAUUGCUUGGCUCUGCAAAGGGAUUCCUGAAGAGCUUCAACACCCAGAGGAGGGGUAGCAUUAUUUGGAAGCCUUAACUGGUGCAAAAUGUGGUGGGGCGGGCAAUUACCAGUGCCAGUUACUUGGCACAUGGAACGCCACUGCUGUGUGAGCUGCAUUGGAUGUCACUGUGCUUCUGGGUGCAAUUCAAGUGCUGGUUUUCACCUUUAAAGCCCUUCAUGGCGUAGGACCAGGUUACUUAAGGGACUGUCUCCCUAGUUGUUCCUAUCCAUCCUACCCGAUCUGGCAGGAAGGAUGCUCCAGGUACUGUCGGCUAGGGAGUGUCAGUUGGCGGAGCCCAGAAGGAGAGCCUUUUCUGCCACGGCACCCGCCCUUUGGAACAUCCUUCCCCCGAGAUUAGAUUAGGCCCGUCCCUGUUGGCCUUCUGUAGGGCCUUGAAACCUUGGCUUUGUGCCCGAGCCUGGGACCCUGGGCGUGGGUUAGAGCCCGUCUCCUGGUUGUGUGGAUGACAGGUUAGGUUCUGCCCGGCUGCUAGGUGUUUCUAUUUGUAUUUGUUUUUCUAUCGGGU